This is a messenger RNA of Gorilla gorilla gorilla (western lowland gorilla), 1526 nucleotides long. RefSeq names its product mercaptopyruvate sulfurtransferase (gene MPST). The coding region runs from base 332 to 1225 and encodes 297 amino acids. The transcript has 4 exons. The record is from RefSeq and is a predicted model, not a curated record. NCBI's taxonomy places the organism in Eukaryota, Metazoa, Chordata, Mammalia, Primates, Hominidae. Gene Ontology annotation, molecular function: thiosulfate-cyanide sulfurtransferase activity. Gene Ontology annotation, cellular component: mitochondrion.
CCGCGCGAGCCUGGGCUGGGCGGAGCGGGCGUACCCCCACGGCCCGGCCGGUGGAAGGCGCGGGCAGCAGCGGCUCCGAGUGGCCGCGGCGGUGGGCUGUGCCGGAGUCUCCUCCCUUUGGCCCGCUGCAGGUCGCCAAUAUAAAUGCUUGAUGAGUGAAUUAAUGACUUCCGUCUGGGACUUGGUUGCAAAUAAAGCCGAGCUGCAUCUUAGGGAGGGGUGGAGACUUUGCCCCUGUUUGUGCCUUGAAGCCAGCAGGGCCUUGCCCUAGGAUACCUCCACCCGCCCUCCUGCCCAGCAAGUGGAGGCCCGCAGCCCGAGUGUAGCCGCCAUGGCUUCGCCGCAGCUCUUCCGCGCGCUGGUGUCGGCGCAAUGGGUGGCCGAGGCGCUGCGGGCCCCGCGCGCUGGGCAGCCCCUGCAGCUGCUGGACGCCUCCUGGUACCUGCCGAAGCUGGGGCGCGACGCGCGACGCGAGUUCGAGGAGCGCCACAUCCCAGGCGCCGCCUUCUUCGACAUCGACCAGUGCAGCGACCGCACCUCGCCCUACGACCACAUGCUGCCCGGCGCCGAGGAUUUCGCGGAGUACGCAGGCCGCCUGGGCGUGGGCGCGGCCACCCACGUCGUGAUCUACGACGCCAGCGACCAGGGCCUCUACUCCGCCCCGCGCGUCUGGUGGAUGUUCCGCGCCUUCGGCCACCGCGCCGUGUCACUGCUUGACGGCGGCCUCCGCCACUGGCUGCGCCAGAACCUCCCGCUCAGCUCCGGCAAGAGCCAACCUGCUCCCGCCGAGUUCCGCGCUCAGCUCGACCCCGCCUUCAUCAAGACCUACGAGGACAUCAAGGAGAACCUGGAAUCCCGGCGCUUCCAGGUGGUGGACUCCCGAGCCACUGGCAGGUUCCGCGGCACCGAGCCCGAGCCCCGAGACGGCAUUGAACCUGGCCACAUCCCGGGUACCGUGAACAUCCCCUUCACAGACUUCCUGACCCAGGAGGGGCUGGAGAAGAGCCCUGAGGAGAUCCGCCAUCUGUUCCAGGAGAAGAAAGUGGACCUGUCUAAGCCACUGGUGGCCACAUGUGGCUCUGGUGUCACGGCCUGCCACGUGGCACUAGGGGCCUACCUCUGCGGCAAGCCAGACGUGCCCAUCUACGAUGGCUCCUGGGUGGAGUGGUACAUGCGCGCCCGGCCCGAGGAUGUCAUCUCAGAGGGUCGGGGGAAGACCCACUGAAGCUGGGCAGGACACAGGCGAGCUCAGGUGAUGCCGGCCACCAGCAACGCCUGGCCUGGUAGCUCCGCUUCUGCUUUCACCAAGAGAGUGUUUCUUCACUCAACUCAGGUGGCAUUUGGGGUGACAUCUCAAAGGCCAGGAAUUCCGUUGACUUGUUGGCUGCCAGUAGGGGCGGGAGGAAAGGCGGAGGCGAGCCCUGGAGGAGGGAGGCCACAACUGCGAGCUGCCCACCUGAUGCUGAGCUGGGGCCCCACCUCCUUUCUGUUUUAUUUUUGAGGAAAUAAAAUAACCAAGUGCUAAA